UCAGGCAUGUUGUCUCAGAGGUCACCAUCAUGGCGCUGUCCAUGUUGAAUGUGUACGAUAAGGCUCAAAAUUCUGUAGAUAGCUAUGAACGGAGACAGUUUUGAAUUAGACUUAAUGUGUUCACAGAUAUUAUUCUUAGUGAAUUAUUGGUUUUUUGUCAUUUAAAAAUAAAGUAGUUGCAGAAUCAUGCCUGGUUCAAAUGUUUGGACUCGCAGUAGAGCGAGAAUGAGACUUUUCCCGGAGAUGUUCGCUCAGUGUUCAGCAGAGGCAACCGCUUAUGGUAAAUGCGUGGCCGCCACAACGACUGGCAAACAGGAGCUGACCAAAAAUAUGUGUGCUAAAGAAUUUGAAGCAUUAAAGACCUGCUUUCAAUCAGCUGUGAAAAAGGCAGCAAAAUGAAGAACAUCUUGGAUAAAAUACGAGUAGCCAUAAAAUGUACAUUUUCUAAUUUCCUGUAAAUAUAUAUAGGCUAUUUAAAGUGUUUGAAAUGCAUGAUUGUCUUCAACACAAAGGUGUAAUAAAUUUAUUUUUGAAGAAAACUGUUAUACAAA
This is a messenger RNA of Misgurnus anguillicaudatus (oriental weatherfish), 551 nucleotides long. RefSeq names its product NADH:ubiquinone oxidoreductase complex assembly factor 8 (gene ndufaf8). Gene Ontology annotation, cellular component: mitochondrion. Lineage: Eukaryota; Metazoa; Chordata; Actinopteri; Cypriniformes; Cobitidae. Gene Ontology annotation, biological process: mitochondrial respiratory chain complex I assembly. The record is from RefSeq and is a predicted model, not a curated record.